Acaromyces ingoldii is the source of this 624-nucleotide messenger RNA. RefSeq lists its product as hypothetical. The record is from RefSeq and is a predicted model, not a curated record. The transcript has 2 exons. NCBI's taxonomy places the organism in Eukaryota, Fungi, Basidiomycota, Exobasidiomycetes, Exobasidiales, Cryptobasidiaceae. The coding region runs from base 1 to 624 and encodes 207 amino acids. Gene Ontology annotation, cellular component: cytoplasm; nucleus.
AUGACUUUCUACUUUCUAGAUGGUGAAUGGGAAUGCGAGCCGUACCCAAUGGUCGACAGAUUCUGGCCUGGGCCUUACCGCGCACAUUACGACUCUGGCACUGGUAUCGGGCUCAGCGAGGCCAUUUCCCGGGUCUUGAAGUUUGCCAAUGCCAAUGGGCCGUUUGAUGGUAUCAUGGGCUUUUCGCAGGGCGCAGCGCUCACCGCAGCGGUGCUGGCACGGAUGCACAAAAUUGAUGCUUCGAACAGCUUCUUCAAAUUUGGCAUCUUGAUGUGCGGUGGAAGGCCAACGGAAGUUGGAUCGAAUGCUCGAUGGCCCUCGAAACGCUUCUACCGACCCCCAAGAAACAGCCUCAGCCUCUCAACCUCUAGACUGAAUGAAAAAACUCAGCUGGUGACCUCUCAUCCAUCACCAAAGAUCCGAAUACCCACCGCUCACUUUGCUGGUAUCCGAGACCCGCUCUACGAAGAAACGCUUGCUCUGUAUUCCACUGCAGAUCAGGAAAGUGCUUUGCUUUGGGAGUUCGACGACGGGCACACUAUACCACGUAACAGCAUGGCCACGGCUCAGAUGGCGGCAAUCAUUAGGAAAACAGCUCGCCGAGCGAGCGAAGACCGGGAGUAA